AUGGCUUCCUCAGUUGCUUCCAAUGGAUCACCAACCCUCCGUCGUACAAUCGAUCGUAGCAGCCAUGAGAACCCUGGAUUCGGUGACGAUGCUGUUGACAAACUAACAACAAGAAUAGACAAUGCUAAUACUCUCAAAAAGGCAGCUACAGCUCUUUCUACAAACAAGUUGGGCAACCAAGCUGCUCCUAAGAAGAUGAAGUUAAGCCACGAUACUUUCACUGCCCCUACUACCACAGCUUCGUUCCAAUGCCCCACUUUCGACAACUCGCCAAAUCCUGUUGAUAAAUUAUUGGCCAAGCUUUCGGAGCAACAAGCAGUUCUCAAUCGCCAACAUGAAGCUUUGAGGAACUCGGAUGACUAUAGUUCGAACAAUUCACGAACUCUCGACUACUGUUCUGCUCCUACUUCUGUCCCAAUUACACCUGCCACGGAAAACUUUGACUCUGGCACAGCAACAACUGCUCCAACUACUCGUCCUCAGAGUCGUGGCGAUGGCGAUAAUCAGCCUAGUGCUGAAGAGGUUCUACGUCUCAAGAUUGAGUUGGAGGCUGCAAAAGGAAGAAUUGCACGCAUGGAUCAAGAGCUUGCACAAAACCGCAUUACAAAGCAUACUAUUGACCAAGCUAUUGGUAGUGUUUCUGAAGCAGACUUUCCUCUUGGAAACGUUUCAGACCCCUCUGUCGGUAUCCCCCCAAACCAUUUCCGUCCUCACGUCACUCGUGAAAGCUCCUGGGGCAACCAAGAAGAUGCAAAUUCUGACCAUAGUGAUGCUCUCUCCGCAAGUGGCUACAACCGUACUCGGGCUAUUUGGGGCAAUAACAAACCAAAUUUCCCGAGUGCUCCACCAAUGCCUUCCUUUCAACCUUCUGGUCCACAUACUGCUGGACAAUGGAUGGGUCGUGGUAGUUGCAAUCAACCAUUCGUUGAGCCAAACAUGGCAUUUGGUGGACCACCUCCAAAUACCUUUCGUGGUGAGAGAUAUGAGCAUGAUAUGGCAAUGCCCGGUGGUGGAAUCCGUCGUAACAAUGGCAACAGAUUCAACAACAAUCGUAAUCUAGGUUCCAUUCCUUACUCGAGCAGCUCAAGCUCCUUUGAAGGUUUCACACCAGCUUCAAGUUCUUAUGGAUCAAUGGGGGGAAUUCCAACACCACUGGGCAAUCAGAUGAACAUGGAUAUGAAUAUGGGAAGUGGAAUGUACUCAGGCUACCAACCUCAGCCAAUAGGCACACCUCUUUCGCCACAUGCACCAGAGUUUACUUCAGCCAGUGGAACAUGGAAGACCGAGUCGGUCGCUAAUGAAGGCCACCAAACUUAUCUACCAACCACUGAGCCAUUGAACUAUCGUCGUCUCCUGGACAGAACCGUCAACUGUAACUGGAAGUAUAUUGUUGACAAGAUUGUUUGCAAUAAUGAUCAACAAGCUUCGAUCUUCUUGCAACAGAAGCUCAAGGUUGGUACAACCGAGCAGAAAUAUGAUAUUGUCGAGGCUAUUGUUGCCCAGGCUUAUCCUCUAAUGGUCAAUCGCUUUGGAAACUUCUUGGUUCAACGAUGCUUCGAGCACGGUACUCCAGAACAAGUCAUCAAGAUUGCAGAGGCUAUACGUGGCAAUACUCUCAAUCUCUCCAUGGAUGCUUUUGGUUGCCAUGUUGUCCAAAAGGCUUUUGAUUCUGUUCCAGAAGAUUACAAGGCUAUUAUGGUCCACGAACUGCUCCGUAGAAUUCCAGAAACUGUCAUUCAUAGAUACGCUUGCCAUGUCUGGCAGAAGUUGUUUGAACUUCGCUGGACUGAGUCUCCCCCUCAGAUCAUGAAGUACGUUAAUGAAGCUCUUCGUGGUAUGUGGCAUGAAGUCGCUCUUGGUGAGACUGGUAGCUUGGUGGUUCAGAACAUCUUCGAGAACUGUCUGGAAGAAGACAAGCGUCCUUGUAUUGAAGAAGUCCUUGCUAGCAUUGACAUUGUUGCCCAUGGACAGUUCGGUAAUUGGUGUAUUCAACAUAUCUGCGAGCAUGGAGCACCAGCUGAUCGCAGCCGGGCUAUUGACCAUGUUAUCCGCUACGCUUCCGAAUACAGCAUGGAUCAAUUUGCUUCUAAGGUUGUCGAAAAGUGCCUCAAGAUUGGCGGUGUCGACUUUCUUGGUCGUUACCUUGAUCGUGUUUGUGAAGGUCGCCUCGACCGUCCCCGCAUCCCUUUGAUCGAUAUUGCCAGUGAUCAGUAUGGCAAUUACUUGAUCCAGUACAUUUUGCAGCACUCUAACCCACAACAUCGAGAAAUUGUCGCUUCUCAUAUUCGCAAGCAUAUGGUCUCCCUUCGUGGUUCAAAAUUUGGUUCCCGAGUUGGUAUGCUCUGCACCAACCCUGCCCUUCAAACUCGUCCAGGCCCAGGCUCUGGCCCUACAAUCAGCAGCGCUCCACCACCACGUAUGCCACCAACCAAUGUUCGAUACGGUAGUACCUACCGCUAA
Molecule: messenger RNA, 2460 nt
Organism: Botrytis fragariae
Lineage: Eukaryota; Fungi; Ascomycota; Leotiomycetes; Helotiales; Sclerotiniaceae
Product: putative pumilio-family rna binding repeat protein
Exons: 5
Coding region: 1-2460 (819 amino acids)
Biological process (GO): post-transcriptional regulation of gene expression
Cellular component (GO): cytoplasm
Molecular function (GO): mRNA 3'-UTR binding
Source: RefSeq, a predicted model, not a curated record